CUGGAGACAGACAGCUGAGAGUGAAACAGCCGUGUGUGUUUGGUGCUUGAAAUUCAGAUGCGCUGCACGGCGUCUCGUCCCGAAACCCAAGACGACAACCAAGAAGAGUCACUUGGAUUACUGUCAGCACGUCUAAACCCCGAACACUUUUUUUUUCCUCAAGAAUACUUGCUGGUGUUAUUUUCUCUGUUAGGGCACAGGCAAAAACAUCGCAUUUUCACCUUUUAAAAGCAGCAGUCUUCUCGGAAGGGGCCGCACCUUCAGCUGAACAUCAUCCAGUGAUCAUGCAGAAAUGAGGAGAUGCCAAGAAUCCUGUUGGUGAACCUGGUCUGAAGAUCUACAUGAUCUUCUGGAUGUGAAGUGUCACAAAAGUUGCAGAGCAGACGAGAUCAAAGAAGACUGGGAGACAGGCGAAGAAGUGAACGAAGGAAGGAAGGAGUUGGUUGGACUGGGUGAAGGGGGAAACCGAAGGGCUGGAUGCGAGCCUCUAUUCAUUCUAGAAGUUCCCAGGUUCCUCAGAGAUGGCCUCCAACUUCAAUGACAUUGUCAAGCAGGGCUAUGUCCGCAUGCGCAGCAGGAAACUGGGGAUCUAUCGGCGCUGCUGGCUGGUGUUUAAGAAGUCGUCCAGUAAAGGACCUCGCAGACUGGAAAAAUACCCUGAUGAGAAGUCAGCCUACAUCAGAGCCUGUCCUAAGGUGACAGAGAUUAGUAAUGUGAAGAAUAUCACAAGAUUGCCUCGUGACACCAAGCGGCAAGCCGUGGCCAUCGUCUUUACAGAUGACACCUCUCGGACCUUCACCUGUGAAUCAGAGCUGGAGGCUGAAGAGUGGUUUAAGACCUUGUCUAUCGAGUGCCUGGGGACACGUCUUAAUGACAUCAGUCUUGGGGAACCAGACCUCUUGGCUGCUGGAGUUCAGUGUGAACACACAGAGCGUUUCAAUGUGUUCCUGUUGCCUUGCCCCAAUCUUGACAUCUACGGGGAGUGUAUGAUGCAGAUCACGCAUGAAAACAUCUACCUGUGGGAUAUUCACAACCCUCGCACCAAACUAGUAACCUGGCCGCUUUGCUCGCUCAGACGCUACGGACGGGAUGCCACGCGCUUCACCUUUGAGGCUGGCAGGAUGUGUGACAGUGGCGAGGGCCUGUACACUUUCCAGACACGGGAAGGAGAACAGAUCUACCAAAGGGUUCAUUCUUCCACUCUAGCUAUAGCUGAACAGCAUAAGCGAGUCCUCAUGGAAAUGGAAAAAAACAGCAAGCUUUUAUCUAAGGGUUCAGAGGGGACGUCCUACCCCUGCACCCCGACAGCAAUCUUACCACGAAGUGCUUUCUGGCACCACAUCACUGGAUCACAGGCUGGGGUGGACACUGCCAAUGGUGACAUCUACGGUGAUACUCAACCAGGAGUGGACACUGACCUCUUCUCUAAACGCCUUCCUCCAGAACGACACUCCACACUUCCCGUGGGCCACGGCUGCCCCCAACCCCCGUCGCACUACCCCACGUACCCCAGCGAGUGAGCGCCUUUUGAGCAGCGAUGAAACCUUCCAGUUUUUCACCUCUUGACCUCCCUCCACACUGCACUCUGCCCUAAGUUUUUCCAUCAGCUCUUCUUCAGCAAGGGAAGAUCCAUGCUGCCAUGCUGCCUCAGUUCCCCCUGAGCCUGCCAGCGACGCUGAGGGCACUUUCUGUGGAAUGAGGGAAUGCACUGUGAAGCUUGAAGCGCUUCGAUUGGAGCAUGGCCAACAGAUCCUUAAAACUGACUGAAGAGACGUUGGCUCGGUCGCCUUCACAGUUCACAAUAUGGUCACUCUUGCUGGGUUUCUGUGGAAGUAGAGACUGUACUGUAGGUUCUUCUCAAUAGUAUCUCUAUUCUAACUCUAAUCUCAUGCACGCUCUUCAGCCCUAUGCAUGUCCCCCAAGGUAAACCGUUUUAGAAGCCCCAACACAAGAGGGUGUCCAACAAACCACAGCGGCCUGGAGGAAAGGCCGUCAGAGUUUCAUCUUAAGCACUUCUGCUCUUCAGUAUGAGUAAUCCAAAGCGUGUUUUGAUCAGAUGCUUUAAUCGUUAUUUGAUUGGCAUGUCUGUAAGACUUCCCAAGCCCAGAGGACUUUGAGGAACCAGGAGCACUUUCUCAAUAUGGUCGUGCAUUUUGUUUCUCCUUUUCCCUUUCUUUAAAGUGACUUAAAUGGACAGUUCUGAUGUACAAAACUGUCUGUCCAGUCUCUGUGUUAUGUAAUGAAGAAAGCCAUUUGGACAGAGGUGAGGGUUAGACUCGCUCAUGUGCUCUUGUUGAUCUUUUCAGAGAGACUGAUCCACCAUUUUAUCUGGAAGAUGUCGUGAGGGUCAGAGAUGGAUUAGAAGAUCAGAAGAUUAUGAAUAUACCCAGCUGAGGUGGUGUAAGGAAUUAUUUAUUUAUUUAUUGAAGUUUACCAACAAAGCACAAGACAAACUGCAGUGCAUAGUAGUAAGUUUCCUUUAGCAGCUCAGCAAUUCUGUAUGUAAAAGGGUUUAUACUAGCACUGUAAAAGAGGAGAAAAACAUCUUAAAUAAGGUGGUAGGCCUCACACGAGACGUGUUUCUUGUUUUCCAUGCUUGUCAACUAUUUCCAGUAAUUUCCAUGAAAUUAAGGGUAUCAUUAUUGCUUUUAUUUCUCAGCAGACAGAUAUUAUGUGGCUGUAUCAUGUGUUCAACCAGCUACACUGUUCCUGUUUUUUUUAACGCUGUACCUCUCAGUUUAAGACCCUGUAUGAGCGGUUAGUGCAUAAUAAGCUGGUUUGCUCAUUGUACUUUGAUUAAUCUGAUCGACCAGCAUGGUAAAGCUGGUUAACCAAGACAGUCUUGCUGGUUAAGCAUUUCCAGCGGGGCUUUAAUUUGUUUAUCACUCCCUGUACUCUCUCUACUAAGUGUCAUAAAGGCCAAAAAUAAAAAAACACACUCUAAUAUGUCUGGCACAUAAUUAAUUUGGUUGUAUUCUCGAAUUGAGCUACAGUCCUGAGGGUUUGACUACGUGUUGCUUCAUUUAUUUUAUACAUACAGUCAUUCAGUGCUGGGAUUUAUUAAGUCACGUCAUGUACGUUUCAUUAAAAGGGCUUGAGCUGAUCGAAUUGUCGUGAUUGAUGAAAAGAAAGUGGAUUUUUUUAUUUUUUCCUUGCAGACAGUUUUAAAAUCAGUAUACAGGCUGAAGUUGAAAGUUUACAGACACCUUACAGAAUCUGCAAAAUGGUAAUUAUUUUACCAAAAUAAGAGGGAUUAUACAAAAUGCAUGUUAUUUUUUUAUUUAGUAAUGACCUGAAUAAGAUAUUUCACAUAAAAGAUGUUUACAUAUAGUCCACAAGAGAAAAUAAUUGUUUAAUUUAUAAAAAUGACC
This is a messenger RNA of Labeo rohita (rohu), 3371 nucleotides long. RefSeq names its product docking protein 4 (gene dok4). NCBI's taxonomy places the organism in Eukaryota, Metazoa, Chordata, Actinopteri, Cypriniformes, Cyprinidae. The record is from RefSeq and is a predicted model, not a curated record. Gene Ontology annotation, biological process: cell surface receptor protein tyrosine kinase signaling pathway; positive regulation of MAPK cascade. Bases 522 to 1520 code for a protein of 332 amino acids. The transcript is spliced from 9 exons. Gene Ontology annotation, cellular component: cytoplasm.